AUGGCUGUUCGAAGCGAUCGGGAUAAGGAAUUAAGUUUUUAUCGCAUACCAGCUCUGAAAAGCAAUGCGAGCAAAAUAUUGCAAGAUUUACACAAGGAACGUCGUUCUUUGUGGCUUCGAAGAAUUCGUCGGGCAGACAUUGACGAUUCUAAAUGCACGUAUUUACGAGUGUGCAGCCUUCAUUUUGCUACUGGGAAACCAUCGGCUUUAACGGACCAAACUAAUCCAGACUGGGCUCCAUCUCAAAACCUUGGACAUACAUAUGUGGAAAAAGUUGAUGUCGAUCGCUAUGCUCGUAUUUCGGAGAGAAAUGAAAAACGAAAAAGAAGUGAAUCCAUUGAAACAGUACUGUCAGCAGUGACUCAAUCGACCUUGACAAACCAUCUUGUAGACGAAGAACACGGAGCCACAUCUGCUUCAUUGUCAGAAUCAGAAUCGAACAACAAAUAUUCACAAACAGAACUGAGUUUGGAUAAAAUAACUGCAAUGAAGAGCGAGAUCAAUCGCUUGACCCAAGAAAAUCUUGAGUUAAAAAAUAAGAUAAGUGACGUGACGCUUGACGAGAAAUCCUUCUUAAAUGAUGACGAAAAAGUCCUCUUUUACACUGGUCUGCCAAAUUGGAAGAUCUUGUCAGCAACACUGGAACUGAUUUGGCUUAUCGAUUUGGAAACAUCAACAAGGGAACUGUAUCAAGAAUUUUCUUACAAGUAAUUGAUGUUCU
This is a messenger RNA of Xenia sp. Carnegie-2017, 721 nucleotides long. RefSeq lists its product as uncharacterized. The transcript is spliced from 3 exons. NCBI's taxonomy places the organism in Eukaryota, Metazoa, Cnidaria, Anthozoa, Malacalcyonacea, Xeniidae. The record is from RefSeq and is a predicted model, not a curated record. The coding region runs from base 1 to 711 and encodes 236 amino acids.